AUAUGGAUUCUUCUUCAAGAAUAGAAGAGACAACGCCUUUAUUAUCUCGGGCAACUGGUCAAAGAACCUCGAGAUAUAAAAAGAAUUCACCUAAACUUAUCUAUGGUUAUGUACUUGGUGUCUUGUUUGCCUUUAUGGCCUUGAUUUAUUUCAUUCGCAGUACUUUGCCUACACCUCUUUCUGACGUUGAAGCACGCGAAAAGAACGGGUUUGCCGGUAUUCAUUGCUAUAACGAAUACUUGUCACAUUUCAAUGCACCCCAUUCUGCCAACCAAAGAGAAAAUGGCUAUCUCAAAGAUUGGAUUGUUAAAUUAGCACAUGAAUUCAAAGCAGAAGCAAACAAUAAUGGUAUUGAGAUGGAUAUCAUUGAUCAAGAUCCAACUGAUAUUGUUACUAAGCGAAAUAAAUUCAGCGCAGAUGAAUACUGGCUAGUAGAAUCACGCAACGUCAUGAUUCGACUCGUAGGACAAUCAAAUAACAAAAACGAAUCUUUUCUUGUCAAUGCUCAUUACGAUAGUGUAUCUACAAGUCAUGGUGUAACUGAUAAUGGUAUGGGCACGGCAGUUGCUCUUGAAUUGCUCCGUUACUUUGUACAACAUCCUCCCAAAAACACAGUGAUUUUCCUUUUUAAUAACUUUGAAGAAGGCGGUUUGAUUGGUGCUGAUGCGUUUGUACUUCAUCCUUGGUUCUCUACGAUCAAGUUGUUUGUCAAUUUGGAGGGCACAGGUGCUGGUGGUCGAGCUAUUUUGCUUCGUAGUAAUAUUUUGUCUGCUGUUCAAGGGCUGGCCUCUUCAAAUGCUGGCUAUUUACAUGCUUCUCCUUUGGGUAAAGAUUUACUCGAUGCUAAAUUGCUCAAGAGUGAUACAGACUACACUGUGUUUUCUAAAUAUGGUGUUCCUGGUCUUGAUAUUUCAUUUUAUUAUCCUCGAUCCCAUUAUCACACACAAAGAGAUGAUUUGGCACAUACAACUCCCCAGUCUUUGCAACAUAUGGGACAAAUGGCUUUAGGAUCUGUACUUAGUAUUGAUCAAAGCGAGAGCAUCAUACAAAAAGCAGGUAAACCUGAGCCUAUCAUUUACUACGAUAUUCUGGGCCGUGUUAUGCUUGUCUAUAGCUUUUUCACCUGUCAAUUGCUAAAUGUACUGUCACUUGUGCUUAUUCCUUUGGGACUUUUCACUUGGUUUUGGUUCUCUACUAACAAUGGAGGUCAUGUAGACGCCAAAAGAGUGGCAUUAAAACAUAAUCUUUGGCUUAUUGGACAAGGUCUCCUUUCUACUCUCGUUGCUCUUGUCUCUAUGGUUGUGUUUGUUGCUUUCUUUUCUUGGAUCUUAAUGUUGAUCAACCCCUCUGCUACUUAUGGAUCUACUUAUUUUGUCACUGUUUAUUUAUUUGCCGUUUCUUUCUUGGGCCUUGUCUUGUCUCAGUGGAUCUUGACCAAACAUUCAUUCAUGUUGGAAGAGAGUUUGAAUACGACACAAGUUGGAUUCUAUGGAUUGACGACGUUUUGGUGGUUGUUGCUUUUAGCAGCAACCAUAUUGGCUACUCAAAAGAUGGCAACUACUUAUUUUGCCAUUUACUUCUUUAUCAGUAGUUCUUUGGCUACUGUAUUACUCACAGGCACUAUGCCUUCCAAAACAGAAGAGGACAGUGAUGUGGCUAUCAAUGGCAGUCGUUAUUGGUCUUUGGCUUUCUUGAUCCAAGUCUUGUUGCCAGGCACAUUGUUGACUGAAUUCUUAUUUUUGGUGAUUGAUUCAAUGCGUCAUACAAGUGCCGAUGGCACUCCUGAAUGGGCUAUUUAUGGUCUAUUGGCUACUCCAAUUGUGUUGAUUGUCCUUCAUUUAUUGCCUUGGGCUCAAGCUGCUGGUGAAUUACGCACAACCACUUUCUGUGCUUCCAUUGUGUUUGUAGUCAUCAUGAUGGUUUGCUUUAUCGCUAGUCCCUUUAAUGAUGACAGCUCACCUAAUCGUAUUGUCUUUAACCAAGAAUACAAUGCUUCUGAAGCUCUCUCUACUGUUACUUUAAUUACUGGCUCGACUUUUGGUGUACUUGAGAAGAUACUCAAGAAAGUAUUACCCUCUUCUGAAUAUGACACGGUUCAUUGCGAACCCUAUUUGACAUACCAGACCCGUUGUAGUUACCAGACAUUAUUGACACCUGUCUAUGCUCGACAUCCUAGCAAGGAAAUCAAGAUUUCUUAUUUGCCUUCUGCAUGUCAUGAAGGUAUCUGUAAACUCAAUAUUACUACGCAAGUUCAGAAUAGCUUGUUGUGUCAACUCGAGUUUACUAACCCCAAUAUCCGUGAUUUACAUGCUUGGUUAAACGGUCAUUAUGUAGAGCCCAAAGGAGACAACAGUAUCCAUGCAUUGACUGUUUACUCAAAAGAACAAGCAAGCACAGUUGUUUGGGAUAUUUCAUAUAAUGCAGAUCAAGAUGAUGUAGGAAAGGCUAUAUUCAGCUGCAUUUAUGAUGAAUGGACAGAAGGAGAACUACCUGCUUUUACAACACUCAGAGAUAACAUGCCUCAUGAUGCCUUAUUGACCAUCAAAGGAGGCGUUGGACUAGCCAAAGUACACUAUACUCCUGCUGUUUCUUUAUAGUAAUACUAUUUUUUUUUAUUCUAUGUCACAUUUAUUUCUUUGCCUUGUCUAAUUGUUCUUGCUUCCAUAAUGCUUGCAA
Messenger RNA from Gilbertella persicaria, 2676 nucleotides. RefSeq lists its product as uncharacterized. The annotation marks the transcript as partial. Gene Ontology annotation, molecular function: metalloexopeptidase activity. The record is from RefSeq and is a predicted model, not a curated record. Gene Ontology annotation, biological process: proteolysis. The transcript has 3 exons. Lineage: Eukaryota; Fungi; Mucoromycota; Mucoromycetes; Mucorales; Choanephoraceae.